AUGCUGAUGCUGGUUGUCGUGGUGACGGCUCAGAGGCGCGGAGGGGGCGGAGCCAAGGCCAACUCGCGGACCACCACCACGACCACAACGGACCACGAGUGGGACUACCGAGCCGGCUUUGUGACUGAUAAGGUGAACAUGAAGAACGUGGCCAAUCUGACCGAGGUCCUGGACAACUGGAAGUAUGACAUCAUCAACCAGAUGAAGAACCAGCUGACCAACGACCAUCAGAGCCUGCUCCCGGACUAUGCAAGGGUGGUGGGGGGGUUGGGGAAUUUGGAAUUUGGGAUAGUUGUGUUGGGGGGUGGUGGUUUUGAUUUAGGGGUUUUGGGUGGGGGGUGUUGUUUUUUGGUGGGGUGGGUUGAUUGUGUUUUGGGGGGGGGGGGGGGGGUUUGGGUAGUGGAUGUUGGGGGGGGUGUUGAUUGUGUUUUGGUUAAGUGUGGUUUGGGUGGGGGAAGGGGUGGUAUUGAUGGGGGGGGGGGGGGGGGGGGGUGUAUGUGUUGGGUGGGGGGGGAUGGGUGUGUAGGUGGGGUGUGGGUUGAGUGUGGGUGGAUAUUUGGGGGGGGGGUGUGGGGGGGGUGGGGGGGGGGGGGGGGGAUGUGGUUGGGGGGGUGGGAGGGGGUGUAUAUGGGGGGGGGUGUGGGGGGUUGUAGGGUGUUUUUGAGUAUUGGGGGGGGGGUGUUGGGGGGGAUUGGGGGGGGUGGGGGGUGUGUGGUUUGA
Messenger RNA from Knipowitschia caucasica, 720 nucleotides. The record is from the annotation of a GenBank genome assembly. Lineage: Eukaryota; Metazoa; Chordata; Actinopteri; Gobiiformes; Gobiidae.